Messenger RNA from Hermetia illucens (black soldier fly), 1993 nucleotides. It is a transcript of the gene Cht2, whose product is annotated as probable chitinase 2. The coding region runs from base 482 to 1936 and encodes 484 amino acids. Gene Ontology annotation, molecular function: chitin binding; chitinase activity. The record is from RefSeq and is a predicted model, not a curated record. The transcript has 6 exons. NCBI's taxonomy places the organism in Eukaryota, Metazoa, Arthropoda, Insecta, Diptera, Stratiomyidae. Gene Ontology annotation, cellular component: extracellular region. Gene Ontology annotation, biological process: carbohydrate metabolic process; chitin catabolic process.
GUAUGGCGAAGGCAGAAGUGGAAGUUGAUGGCAGUUGAGACUUGCGAGUAAGAUCGCGAUUGAGUUGCAACUGGUCAAGAGUCGAGCCCAGUCAAUUUUUAGUUCGCCACGCGUAGAUGGGGCGAAAGUUGGUUUAUUUUGAGUAAUAUUCGCGGGUCCAAGUUUUAGAUAAUAUCAGUUGAUCUAAUUAGCUCAAAGACUGCAGUGCUGAUAACCGACCAGUGGCUCUAUAUUCGCUCCAAUAAGAAUGGUUCCUUUUGCGAUAUAACCGGUAUUGUGGUGACCUAUAAACAUCGCGCUUCCCACUGUGAAGUUUACUCUCAAGUGAUCUUCAAAAUAUCCAAUUUCAGUUCAGACAGGUGUGUGUGUUGGUUUUACGGUUUAAAGUGCAUAGAAAAGCAAAUUUCGAAAGUGUUCAGUGAAAUAGAUACUUCCAGUAUCAAUAAUUUCAUGCGUUCUUUAGGUAUCCAAAGUCUUCGAGAUGCUGCCGAAUUCAACACAAAUGACGAGGCUCGCGCUGGUGGCAAUAUCAUUAGUUUUCAGUUUCGCAUUGGUGACGUCAAAAACCGGUCCGGCACAUAAUAAAGUUGUUGUUUGCUAUGUGUCAACGUGGGCCGUUUAUCGACCAGGUGAUGGUUCGUAUUCGAUCGACCAUUUCAACCCCAAUUUAUGCACCCACGUCGUUUACGCGUUUGCCGGCUUGGACAUAGCGAAGGAUGCCAUCAAAUCGCUUGAUCCUUGGCAAGAUUUGAAGGAUGAUUACGGCAAGGGUGGAUACGAACGCCUCACUGGUCUCAAGGCAGUGCAUCCUCAUUUAAAGGUCUCACUAGCUAUUGGAGGUUGGAAUGAAGGUUCCAAAAACUACUCAAUCCUGUCUGCCAGUCCUGAACGGAGAGCGCGUUUUGUAAAACAAGUAUCAGAGUUUAUUCGUAAAUAUAAAUUUGACGGUCUAGAUUUGGAUUGGGAAUACCCAACACAGCGUGGAGGCGAUCCUGCUGACAAACAGAAUUUCGUGAGUUUGGUACGCGAACUUCGUAAGGAAUUCAAUAACCAUCGACUUCUGCUAACGUCUGCAAUUGGGGCGGCAAAGGACACCAUUGACAAUGCUUAUGACGUGAAAUCAUUGGGAAAACUUCUCGAUUUCAUGCACAUUAUGUGUUACGAUUAUGGCGGCGUGUGGGACAAGAAAGUUUCAGCGAAUGCUCCUCUGCGAAGCGAUGGCGUGCUGAAUAUCGAAUACACUAUUCAGCAUCUUAUCCGAUUAGGGGCGCCCCCCUCGAAGAUUGUGAUGGGUUUGCCGUUUUAUGGGCGCACAUUCAUUACGAAUCUAGAUGGAUAUUACGGCGAUGCUUCGAUGGACACUAGUUUUGCCGGACCCUUUACCCGAGAGCCGGGAUUCUUAGGCUAUAAUGAAAUUUGCAUGUUUCUGAGUAAUAAGACUUCCGGCUGGACAACCAGUUGGGAUAGUAGAACGGCGCAGGGAAUUGCUCGGCAGAAGGACGAAGAGACCGGACAAACGAAAGUGGUCACAUAUGAUACAGCCCGGUCGAUUGCUAAUAAAAUGAAAUUUGCUAUGAACGAAGGACUUGCCGGUGCAAUGGUUUGGUCUAUUGAUACUGAUGACUUCUUGGGCAAAUGUGAACUUGAAACGGAUACGUUCAGUGAUUUCAUGGAAACGGCCGGAAUUCAAUUGACCAUCCCGAAGCGUACGAACGCCAAUUAUCCACUUUUGCGGACCAUAAACGAAGGAAUCAUCUUGGCGUUGGAUGAAAUCGAUCAGCAGAACCGGAUUAAGGAGCAAGAGAAGGAGAACGAGAUUCCCCAUGGCAAUGAAGGGACGGUGGAGAGCAAAGCUGCAGCGGAGUCACUUAGGAAUUUGUUUGCUGUGGUUCUGGUCAUUACAUUUGUGAAUAUUAUUAAUUUAGGUAGUUGGUAAGCAAUGAUUGAAUCCUCAUUUAAUAUUAAGAAAUAAACCAUAUGGAUUUUGUUUGAA